Lactuca saligna is the source of this 1218-nucleotide messenger RNA. The record is from the annotation of a GenBank genome assembly. Lineage: Eukaryota; Viridiplantae; Streptophyta; Magnoliopsida; Asterales; Asteraceae.
CAGGCUUCAACUAGGCGCAGUUCUGCAUACUACUUGGAUACUUUUUUCAAAAUCAGUAAACUGUAUUUGGUGCAUGAAGCUCCAAAUAUGAUAUCCACCUUGAUCAUUUUACUAAGUGACACAGACUCUGCCACUGUAUCGGCUGCCUGGGAAGCACUUUCUAGAGUUGUUGGUUCAGUCCCAAAAGAAGUUCUCCCAUCAUAUAUAAAAUUAGUUUGUGAUGCUGUAUGCACAUCUAGAGACAAGGAACGUAGAAAGAAGAAGGGUGGACCAAUUGUUAUACCUGGGUUAUGUCUCCCAAAGGCUCUUCAACCAUCGCUUCCCAUAUACCUUCAAGGCCUAAUAAGCGGGUCUGCAAAAUUGAGAGAACAUGUUGCUCAAGGUCUUGGAGAAUUAAUUGAAGUAACAAGUGUAAAAGCACUCAAGGAGUUUGUUAUCCCUGUUACAGGCUACAAACCACCUUUGUCAAAUGCCUGCAGGACAACACAAGUUCGCUCUAGUGCUGCUCUCGCACUUGGUAAGCUUAGUGCACUAAGCACAAGAGUUGAUCCCCUAGUUGGGGAUCUUCUAUCCAACCUACAGACAUCAGAAGGUGGGGUCUGCGAGGCAAUACUGGUCGCCCUAAAAGGCAUUGUCAAGCAUGCUGGAAAGAGUGUUAGUGGUCCUAUUAAGACUCGUGUUUUCGAUCUCUUACAGGAGUUGAUAUACAACGAUGAUGACCAAAUACGAAACUCUUCAUCAAAAAUUCUAGGCAUCAUAUUAGAGUAUUUGGAAGACGAUCAAAUUUCUGAAUUACUAGACAAACUCCCGGAAAAUGCUUCAUCGCCUACUUGGACCACUAGGCAUGGGUCACUUCUUACAAUCUCAUCCAUGCUAAGACACAUUCCUACUGUAAUAUCAGCAUCUCCAUCAUUCACAGUAGUUACAGAUUGCCUCAAAAAUAGCUUGACCGAUGAAAAGAGAUAUGACCCUCCACCUUCUUAUCCAUAUUUAAAAAUUCCUGGUUUGAAUGCUCCUAUUCCACUUGUAGCCAGCUUUGGUUAUCAUCCUGGAGGCUGGGGUAAGUGGCUUGGGAGUAGGAAGAUACGAUGUAAUUGGGCUACAAAAAGUGUUGGUGUUAGUGAUGAAAGACAAGGUUCAGAUUCAAAAAGUGUUGUAGAGCUAACAAAUGGAUCUUCAGGUAAAGUUGAUGGAAGAAAGGAAUAUGAAGCCACUUGA